Messenger RNA from Populus nigra (black poplar), 1813 nucleotides. RefSeq names its product DNA cross-link repair protein SNM1. The transcript has 10 exons. The record is from RefSeq and is a predicted model, not a curated record. NCBI's taxonomy places the organism in Eukaryota, Viridiplantae, Streptophyta, Magnoliopsida, Malpighiales, Salicaceae. Gene Ontology annotation, biological process: double-strand break repair via nonhomologous end joining; protection from non-homologous end joining at telomere; interstrand cross-link repair. Gene Ontology annotation, molecular function: damaged DNA binding; 5'-3' DNA exonuclease activity. The coding region runs from base 124 to 1557 and encodes 477 amino acids.
AACAAACACGUGCGAGAUGCAAAACGGGUGCGAGACCACUAUCAAACCGGGCUCCUCCUGUUUUUUUUAAAAAAGGUUUUGCCGCGGCAUCGUUUCAUUCGAAAACCGGCGUGGGAUACGGAGAUGAGCACAAUCGGCGGCGCCGGAGGAGAUUAUGAUUCCAAAGAAGAAUGGACCGAAUUUGAAUGGUCGGAAGAUGCGCUCUCAAUUAUAGAGAAUAUUGAGGAGCAAAGUUACCAGAUUCAUCCAUCGAUUAAACAAGAAGAAGAAGAAGAUGGAGAUGGUGGUGAUGGGAGUUUCUCUGCCGAAUUCUAUCGGUGUGGAACCGAUUGGUCUUACCUGUCGCCGGCGGCUGAAGUAGUUGAACCUUCCCAUUCAAGAAAUCUGAAACAGGCGAAUCUAUGGCAGAUGUGGGGCCAAAACAAACCUUCUUCCCUUUCCUCUCCGCCUCCGAAGAAGAAGCUGAAGCCAACUCAAUUUUGCAGCCAAGGCAAGGCGGCUUCCUCGUCUCCUAAGCAUAACCGCCCUCGCGCUUGCCCUUUCUAUAAACGGAUUCCAGAUACAGGUUUCUCAGUUGAUGCAUUCCGGUAUGGUCCGAUCCCAGGAUGCUCUGCGUACUUCCUGACCCACUUCCAUUAUGAUCAUUACGGUGGCCUUACCAAAGGAUGGUCUCAUGGCCCUAUUUAUUGUACUCCUCUCACUGCUCGCCUCCUUACAAUCUGUCUCUCCCUCAAUUCCUUAUAUAUUCAUCCAUUGGAACUUGACACAGAAUAUGUUAUUCAAGGAGUUAAAGUAACAUUACUAGAAGCUAAUCACUGUCCCGGUGCUGCUCUCCUUCAUCUCCGUCUCCCGACUGGACUCUGCUAUUUGCACACUGGAGAUUUCAGGGCUUCUAAACUUAUGCAGGCCCAUCCACUUCUUGCAAAGAACAGAGUUAACGUGCUUUACUUAGAUACAACCUAUUGCAAUCCAAAGUACAAGUUUCCUUCUAAGGAAGAUGUGUUGAGUUAUGUUGUUAGAGUUACUAAGAGUUCUCUCAAAAAGCAACCUAAAACCCUUGUUGUUGUCGGAGCGUAUAGUAUUGGCAAAGAGAGUGUUUAUCUUGCCAUUUCCAAGGCAUUAGGGGUUAAAAUAUAUGCAAAUAAUUCAAGGAGACGGAUUCUGCAAUCUUUUGGUUGGCCUGAUCUUUCGACGAAUCUUUGUACACAAGCUACAGACACAUGUCUUCAUGUGCUGCCCAUAUCUUCCCUGCGAUAUGAGACCUUGAAGGAUUACUUGAAGAAUCAUGUAAAUCAGUAUGCAGCAGUUUUGGCAUUCCGGCCAACAGGCUGGACUUACUCAGAAGGUUUAGGCAGAGAGCUUGAUCUAAUUAGGCCUAGCACUCGAGGCAACAUCACAAUAUAUGGAGUUCCAUACAGUGAGCACUCUAGUUUCACAGAGCUGAGAGAGUUUGUCGAGUUUUUGAAGCCUGACAAGAUAAUUCCUACAGUCAAUGUUGGGAAUCCAGAUAAUCGAGAUAAGAUGCAAUCUUAUUUCCGGGAAUGGCUUAAAGGGUAGUGCCCCUGCAGGAAUCGAUGAUGUAAAUUUGUGGAGCUUCACCGUUCAUCUACAGGGCGUGUUCAAAGUAGUCUCUCUUACGCGUGUAUAUUUUGCUGGAAUUUCGUAAGAAACAAAAGUGAAGCAUCCAUGAUCCAAGCUGCUGUCUUUCCCCUUGAUGCAGUUAUAGAUAAUCUUGUAGUCAAUCUUCAUUUAUCUGACUAUUCAAAAUUGCUUGAGAAUUUAUACAUGAGCAAAUGAAAUCCUGCUGGUUAUA